GUUCUAUUUUCGAUUUUUAGUAUUUUCUAUUAACUGUCUAGGAGUUAUGUCUUUUAAGAAGAAAAGUGUGAGUGCCGGCAAAUUAUAUAAUGUGUGUUCAAUCGUACAGGAUGUUCCUUAAAAGCUUGUGGACAUUCGUAUCAAUAAUGACGGUUAAGAAAGGAAGCCGGUGUGGCGGCUUAGCUGCAAUAUUGACGCGACAGAAGCUUCACAAUUCCAAUCAACAGCUGGACAUAACUGCCAUUAGUAAAUCAAAUCACAGUUACAACACCAGUGUCGGUUUCAACGAGAAAGAUCAGCUUCAACUAAUAACAAAGGAUGAAAGCAAUGAAGAUGAGAAACAAAAGCUGAUCAAAGAUUACGAUAUCAAGGCCGGCAAGCAAGAGAACAUCUGUAUAGACGACAUCGCAAACUGUGUCAACAUUGACAACUAUCCGAAUUGUGAAAACACGCUUGUUUUUUACGUUACAAAGAAUUCAAACAAAGAGGCCAUCGCUCUUAGAUUCGAAAACGAACAGGAUUACAAAAGAAUUUAUUUCACUUAUAAAUAUUUCAAAAUGCGAAACAGAUUGACAAGGAACAGUUACAGCAGCAGCGAUAGCUUGUUCACGAAAAAGAAAAACGUUGAUACGUACAACAGUAGGAACAAUGGCGUCGACGAUUACAAUUCGCUUGAUAAAACGCGAUCCGAGUUCGAUCUGAUGCAGACCGUCGACAAUGACGGUAUGACACAUAUAUCAGUGCAACAGAAAGGCUUUAGCACCCGCUACGAUCAACCAUUAAGUCUGAUCGGAUUGAAAAAUGAUAGAGAUCACGGUGAAAUAGAUAGUGUUAUUUAUACAGAUAUAGAUAUACCGACUAAGCCGGAGAAGAAGAGAUUAUUUCACAAAAAAACCAAGGCGCCUCCUCCUCCGUUGCCUAUUAACAAAGAAACUCCAAAGAUACUUAAGGGCGAAUUCGUAAGAGUGAAUGUUGAAAGAUCACCAGACGUAAUACCUAAAGACAACAAGCACAAUAAAAUACCAGAUAUUCUAAUGCUAAGAGAUAAUAAAUCGAAAAAGAACAAUCAGAGCAAUCUGUGGACCGUUAGCAACAAAGUGACCAACGGCUACGAAUCAGACAGAGAAGAGUGGAGAAGCAGCCGCUCACAGUUCUCCACAACCGCCUUCGACAGCCUCGCUCGGCCUACAAAAAUGGCAAUGGCGUUAACAUUUAAAAAGCCCCAAAGACUCGAACCAGUACCGCAAUAUUUUCGCCUAACGAGCGAUUCGAAACCCAAACUCACCCCCCUACCGUUCCGCCCGAACAACUUUCUCCAAAGAGCACCGAGAUUGCCGCGACCCAGCACAGAGAUCAAAAGGAAUCUCACGACGGAUCAUAGGAAAUAUAUGUCGCUACAAAAUCUCGAACUACCGAAGAAGCUAAGCGAACCAAAAAAGCAGAAUGACAAAAAGGCGAACUACAGCAACAUCUCACACAGGAUAACGGGUCUUACGAAUAAACUACGUGAUUUAGGUAAUGGCAACACCAUCGGUAGAUUUAGAGCUCAAUCGCAAAGUGAUGUUGCGAAUUUAAAACCAGUAUUGAAAAUGAACGUUCACGAUGGAACGAAACGUUCAGUUGUAAGGACUUGUAGUGUAGAACCACCAAAGAAAGUUACGUUUAGUGCCUUCGCCACCGUUCAAGUAGUUUAAAUUUUAAAAAGUUAAGCUCAAUUUUGGCGGGCCUUAAAUUAUAACCUUACAUUCAUAGUAUUAAGGUUAAAUAAAUAUAAAAACAUUGACUUUUAAAUAUUUUCUGUAAUAAGUAUUUAAUUGUUGUAAUAAUUAUUUCUUUGUAAUGAUUCGAUUUGUUUCUUAACUUUGCCCUCAUUAACAAUUAAGCCUAAAAAUGUAUUUCCAAUUUUGAUUAACUAAUACUAAUAGUUGUAUAUCAUAGAUAAGUAGUAAACAAACAAAGGAAAAGGUAUUAUUUAAGUACAAGUCAUGCUAUAAUUAGGGUUCCGUAGACUAAGAGAUAUUUUUUUAUAACUAAAUAUUUUUUUAUAAUAUGACACACGUGUCAACAAAUUUGAUUUGGUCAUGUAAUUUUUGGGGGGUUGAGGUUUUGCCAAUAGCACUAACGUUUUGAGUAACGUUUCCUGCAGACUGACGGGUAAUUUUG
Vanessa atalanta (red admiral) is the source of this 2163-nucleotide messenger RNA. RefSeq lists its product as uncharacterized. The transcript is spliced from 3 exons. NCBI's taxonomy places the organism in Eukaryota, Metazoa, Arthropoda, Insecta, Lepidoptera, Nymphalidae. The record is from RefSeq and is a predicted model, not a curated record. The coding region runs from base 90 to 1694 and encodes 534 amino acids.